CGGCGCGGUGCCCGCUGGGAGUUGUAGUCCGGCGGCGCGACCAGCGGCAUGAGCGCCAAGCGGCGCCGGGCCUCGCCGCCGGCGGGGAAGAAGCGGGGGAAGCGGGAGGCGCCCACCGAGCUCUGCACCGCCAUGAGGGACGCGGCCCUGCGGGAGCGGGCGGCGGCGGCCUGGGGCGGUGGGGAGCCGCUCCGCCACGAGGCGGCAGCGGUGGAGCCGGCCCCGUUCCGGCACGGCGUUAUCCCCGGCUUCCUGGCGAGCUCGGCCUCGGCGGAGGCGCUGCGAGACGAGCUGCUGGGCCUCGGCUUCCACCGGCGGCGCAACGACCUCCUCUCGCUGCGGCAGUCCGAGGAGCUGGGGGGAAGGACGGAGCCCCACGUCGCCGCGCUGAGGGAUGCCCUGUGUGAAGAAUUCCGAGCUUGGCUUUCUGCUGUGACCCAGAUUGAGUUGGAGCCGACUAUUGACAUCUCCUGUGCUAAAUACGAAUAUACCGAUGUCUUGCUGUGCCACGAUGAUGAGCUGGAAGGUCGGAGAAUUGCUUUCAUCCUGUACCUUGUGCCACCCUGGGAGAAAAGCGACGGCGGAACGCUGGACCUGUACAGCACAGACGAGCACUUUCAGCCACAGCAAAUCGUCAAGUCAUUAGUGCCUUCGUGGAACACGCUGGUUUUCUUUGAAGUGUCUCCAGUCUCUUUCCACCAGGUGUCAGAAGUUCUGUCUGAGGAGAAGUGCCGCUUGUCAGUGAGCGGCUGGUUUCACGGCCCACCAAUCGUCAGACCUGCACGCCACAUCGAAGCUGCCUUGCCCAGGAGCCCACACAUCCCCUACGACCAUGAAAUCUUGUAUGAGUGGAUCAAUGUAGUUUAUUUGGACAUGGACUCCCAAGCUCAAAUCCAGGAAGAAUUUGAGGAGCGAUCAGAAAUUCUCCUGAAGGAUUUUCUUAAGAAAGAGAAAUACCAACUACUAUGUCAAGCUUUGGAGAACAAAGACAUCCAGUGGAGUAGCCGAGGACCUGCUAAUAAAAGACUCUAUGAGACAGCAGAGGAAGACAGCCUCCCUGACAUGCUGAAGAAAUUCAUGCAGUUCUUACGCUCCGAGGCCUUGUUUUUACUGCUUUCCAACUUCACUGGCCUAAAGCUGCACUUCCUGGCUCCCUCUGAUGAGGAUGAAGAUGCUGGGGAAGGAAGAGCAGCAGACACCGCUGGGCACAGCAGUCCCAAAUCCGAGCAGGAAGAGACUGAACAACACGCUGAUGGCAAUCCCCACCAGCCAGACCAGCCUGACAACAUCCCUGAAGCACAAGGUGGCGAGACACAGAAUGGCUCGGGUACUCCUGUGUGUGCAGGGGAGCUGCGGCGCUGGACCCACGGGCACUAUACUCUAGUCCAUGACGCUCAAGCAACAGAAUUUGCUCUCGACCUGCUCUUCUUCUGUGGCUGUGAGGACUGGGAUCCAGAAUAUGGUGGCUUUACUUCCUACAUUGCUAAAGGUGAAGAUGAAGAGCUGCUGACAGUGAAUCCAGAGGACAACUGCUUGGCCUUAGUUUACAGAGACAAAGAAACUAUGAAGUUUGUGAAAUACAUCAAUCACCGUAGCUUGGCACGCCUGAAAAAGCACCCAAACAGAACAGGAUUUUGGGAUUUUUCCUUUGUCUAUUAUGAGUGAUGGUGCAGAGUGGGACACUGGUGUCGCACGGAGGGGGGGGCAGGUUUGUACCCAGGCAUUUGGCUGGGGCCUAAGCCCAGAGAGACUUUGCUGUUACUACCUUCCUCAUGCCGUGUACGAGCUGUGCCCUGCUAAGUGGGGUCCAGGUGGCUUUUUUUAUUAACUGUACAAAUGGAAAUUCAGUCUCCUCCCGAGUCCUUUGUAGCGCACACUCUUGACUGCUUUUAAUGCUAUGUGGUGGGCAUCAUCAUCACAUAGCUGUCAGCUUUCCAGCUGCUCUCUCGUGAAAACAGCACGGUGGGAUGCAGCUCUAGCCUGCCAGGGUGAAAAUUGCGGUUGUACAUUGCCCCAAGCUUAUGACUGAUUUUAUUAAAAAAAAAAAAAAAGGAAAUGGGUCAGUUAAAUGCUUCAAAGUCUGGUUGGGCAAGUCUUGUUACAAAACGCUCAAGACAUUUGCUGGGGCUUAACUGUGUUCCCUGUUUGUAGAGGCAGAAAUAAAGGAGCUGCCACGGGAAAUAUGAGGUUUUUCCAGCUGCACAACUCUGUGGAGUUGGGAAAGAAGACAGUGAAGCUAUAAAGCUGCUGGCAUUGAGCA
This is a messenger RNA of Chroicocephalus ridibundus (black-headed gull), 2260 nucleotides long. RefSeq names its product 2-oxoglutarate and iron dependent oxygenase domain containing 1 (gene OGFOD1). Gene Ontology annotation, molecular function: peptidyl-proline dioxygenase activity; iron ion binding; L-ascorbic acid binding. The record is from RefSeq and is a predicted model, not a curated record. NCBI's taxonomy places the organism in Eukaryota, Metazoa, Chordata, Aves, Charadriiformes, Laridae. The transcript has 13 exons. Gene Ontology annotation, cellular component: cytoplasm. The coding region runs from base 49 to 1665 and encodes 538 amino acids. Gene Ontology annotation, biological process: peptidyl-proline hydroxylation; regulation of translational termination.